Molecule: messenger RNA, 1622 nt
Organism: Larimichthys crocea (large yellow croaker)
Lineage: Eukaryota; Metazoa; Chordata; Actinopteri; Sciaenidae
Gene: fosaa
Product: v-fos FBJ murine osteosarcoma viral oncogene homolog Aa
Exons: 2
Coding region: 370-1095 (241 amino acids)
Biological process (GO): regulation of transcription by RNA polymerase II
Cellular component (GO): nucleus
Molecular function (GO): RNA polymerase II cis-regulatory region sequence-specific DNA binding; DNA-binding transcription factor activity, RNA polymerase II-specific
Source: RefSeq, a predicted model, not a curated record
CAGAUGAGGUCUACCUGCUAUUGGACAGAAUAGUCAAUAGUGUGAAUUUACAUAUGCCAAUCUGAAUUCCUUGUGUGCAACAGUGCUAUUGUGCAUGCUCCUCUAGUGCCGUGUGCUGGCUGUGUGCCUUCCUUAGGCAGUCAAUUUAUAUUCAGGUCACAGCAAGUCUGCAACAAUGGUCUAUUUUUAGACGCAUUGCAGCGAAACAUGCUUUUGCCAUUCUUCACAGGGCGAAUUGGCAACGGAUGUAGUGGAUUUAGGGGAUGAGAUGGCUGGAUUCUUCAAGGCAAUAAAUGAAAUAUUUCUUUUGCAUCCCAGCUGUCUCCAGAGGAGGAAGAGAAAAAGAGGAUAAGGAGGGAGAGGAAUAAAAUGGCUGCAGCAAAGUGUCGCAACAGACGGAGGGAACUCACGGACACGCUGCAAGCUGAGACAGACAAGCUGGAAGAGGAAAAGGCAGCCCUGGAGACAGAAAUAGCCAACCUCCUCAAAGAGAAAGAGCGGCUUGAAUUCAUCCUCGCCACCCAUAAACCAGUGUGCCAGAUGUCAGAAGAGUUGGAGUCUAUUUUCCAGGAGCCCACAGGAUCCCCAGACCUCUCGCCCAGUCCAGAUGAGGACAGACUUCCAGAGGAUGGCACCCAGGAAGCUCCCUCGCUCCAGGACAUGGACAUCCCCAGUGAUCCGUCCACAGCCAUCUCUGGGAACUCCAAUAUCUUGCUGUGUGCCAGCGCUGAAAUCAACAUCUGCGAUCUUGAGCCCUCUCUGGACAUUAAGGAGGGGCUACUGGAAAAUAUGUUACCCAGUUUGGAGGAGAAAACCCCCAUGGAAACGGCCCGAUCUGUGCCAGACAUAGAUCUGAGCAGUUCUCUUGGGGUUUCGGACUGGGAGACCCUGUACAAGUCUGUUUCCAGCGACCUGGAGCCUCUCAGCACUCCUGUGGUGACCUCCACUCCCACCUGCAGCAGCUACCUGUCUGUGUUCACAUUUGCCUGUCCUGAGCUAGACUCUCUCACAGAGGGACUUGACAGCCAUAAAGGUGGAGGGGGCAAAGCCGAAUCAGUUGAUAUCCUCAACUCUCCAACUCUCUUAGCCUUAUAAUGCACAAAGUGAUCUGUGUGAUCUCUCUGUUUAUCUCUGUCCUGCAGGUUGCUGACUUUGAAAUGAUACCAACAACAUAUGCCACAAUAUGCUGUAACACUUCAAGGAAUACAUUCAUGAAAUGUCUUGUGUGUGACUUAGCAAACAUAUAAACUUUCUCCAGAUACAUAGCCAACAGAGUGAUGUAGCUAAAAGCAUGGCUUUUACUUUUACAGAAGGGACUGAAGUCAAGUUUUGAUUUUAAAAAACGCAUGCUGAGAAAUUCCAAAUAAUUUUCAAAAACGUAUAUAUAUCUGAUCUGUUACUAGAUCUGAGAUGUAAUGUGGAAUUUAAUGUUACAGUAUGGUUUUUGUGUUUGGUUGUUAAUAGUGUAUUGAUUGCGGUAAAUGUUGUAUUUACAUAUUCAUCCAUGUUAAGUACCUGCAUACCUCAAUGUCAUCAACUGUGGUUUUGACCUCAUUGAAAGUUUUCCAUGAAAACAUCCAGUGCUAUAUACUAUAUAUAAAUAUAUAUAUAUUAAUAUAUCU